Molecule: messenger RNA, 2109 nt
Organism: Phanerochaete carnosa HHB-10118-sp
Lineage: Eukaryota; Fungi; Basidiomycota; Agaricomycetes; Polyporales; Phanerochaetaceae
Exons: 9
Coding region: 208-1887 (559 amino acids)
Molecular function (GO): heme binding; oxidoreductase activity, acting on paired donors, with incorporation or reduction of molecular oxygen; monooxygenase activity
Source: RefSeq, a predicted model, not a curated record
CGGAAGCAUUCCCGCCCAUCUUGCCUCGGCUAGCCUCUAACACAUGAUCCUGCCCACCGCACUAUGAAACACUUCUUAAGCAGGACACUUCUCCACGCGACCCUCGCUCAUGAGUGUUUCCCCCGUCUCCAUUCCUGAAGCCGUACCACAGCCCCUUAUAGCCUGAGCGGUGUCCGGGAGACACUCGAGCUACCCAUUCCCCGCGGCAUGUACUCCCUCUUGAGCGAUCUCCCCCCAAGAGACAGCAUUUUAGUCGUCGCGACAUGCGCCCUAGCAACUCAUCUCGUUUUCAACCGCUUCGAACCCACCGAUCUCCCCAUAGUCGCCGCCGCACUCCUCGCCCCACCUACCGCACUCUCACCGCUACUCGCCCACAAUUAUGGCAUCCUCGGAGGGAUUGCUCUAUCGUUCGCCAUUUUCUACGCCACGCUCGUCUCCUCGGUCUUUCUAUACCGCGUCACGCCGUUUCACCCACUUGCUCGCUAUCCAGGCCCGUUCCUCGCCAAAAUCACGAGGUGGUAUUGGACCCUAAUCGCCGUUAAGGGUUAUCAGCAUAUUGAACUCAAACGCUUGCACGAGAUCCAUGGCGACAUCGUCAGAAUUGGCCCUAACGAGCUCUCGUUCCGUGAUGUGUCGAUGGUUCAACAUAUUAUGGGCGCACACGGGAUGCCCAAAGGGCCUAUGUGGGAUGGGCGUGCUUUCAAGCCACCCGUCCUUCCACUUGUCGGCUUGCGUGAAGUUGCCGAACACUCACGGCGCCGUCGACCCUGGAACCGCGCCUUCAGCACGGCCGCACUCAAGGAGUAUGAGCCCGUCAUCGCGAAGCGCGGCGCCCAGCUCGUCGAGAUCCUUGCGGAAAGGAAAGAGGCUGAUUUUGCGCGCUGGGUUCAUUUUUUAACCUUUGAUAUCAUGUCUGACGCGCUCUUCGGUGGUAACCUUGGUGCAGAGAUGAUGGCCACCGAAGACAAGGAUGGUAUAAUGCGCAGCAUGAAGGUGGGCUGGGAGGCUGGCCAGGUUUUUGAACACGUCCCGUGGUUCGGCUACUGGGUGCGAUACUUCCCGAAGCUCGGCGCACCUACCCAGAAGUUCCGAGCAAUGUGUAUCGAGCAGGGCAAGCGACGGUACCAGGACGGCUCGAAGCAAAAAGAUCUCUUCUACUACCUGAGCAACGAAGACGGCUCGGAGAAACAGACGCCAGACAUAACUACCGUCCUUUCGGACUCUGUACUGGCCAUUGUUGCAGGCUCGGAUACGACUGCAACUGUGUUUAUUAACCUCCUGUACUGCCUCCUACGAAACCCGGAAGCAUACAAGCGGCUCCAGGCCGAGGUUGACCAGUUUUACCCGCCUGAGGAGAACUCGCUCGAUCCCAAGCAUCAUCUGAAGAUGCCUUACCUCGAAGCCGUCAUAAACGAAACCUUGCGGUUGUUCCCCGUAGUCCCGAGUGGGAGUCCGCGCGCCCCUGAGCGCGGAAGCGGCGGUGCAGUCGUCGGCCCCUAUUUCAUUCCAGAGAACACCUGUGCGCGCGUGCACUUCUGGUCCGUGCACCACGACGCCCGCAACUUCUCGCUGCCGGAGACGUUCCUCCCCGAGCGGUGGCUCGUCGCCGAGGGCGUCGAGGACGCGCGGGCGGCGGCGCUGGGACUUAGGCCAGGGUCGCUGACGCACAACAUGAACGCGUUCGUGCCGUUCUCGUUUGGACCCUGGAACUGCGUUGGCAAGAACCUUGCGCUACUCGAGUUGCAGUGCGUCACGACGCACAUGAUGCAACGCCUCAACUUUCGCUUCCAGAAAGGCUGGGACCCCUCAAUGUGGGAGCCCACUGUGCAGGACAAGUUUGUCGUCAAGACGGGCAGGCUGCCAAUUAUUGUGGAGAGGAGGUUCUAAAGAGGCACUGCGCUCUGGAGUGGUAUAGUCACUUCAUUUAACCGGUCGAUGACAGUCGACGUGGGGAGUCGGAUGUCACAUUUUACACUAUUUAUCAAGUUACAAGGCCUACAUUGUACUUCCUGUAUGAUCACACCACAAAUCUUGAUCACAGUAGUCCCGGUUCCAGGCUCUCGACCAGCUGUUAGAGAUCUGGAAUUGUAAUGGGGGCUUUCGGAGUUC